Molecule: messenger RNA, 1970 nt
Organism: Aureobasidium subglaciale EXF-2481
Lineage: Eukaryota; Fungi; Ascomycota; Dothideomycetes; Dothideales; Saccotheciaceae
Exons: 2
Coding region: 214-1572 (452 amino acids)
Biological process (GO): coenzyme A biosynthetic process
Cellular component (GO): nucleus; cytosol
Molecular function (GO): pantothenate kinase activity; ATP binding
Source: RefSeq, a predicted model, not a curated record
UUAUUCCACUUGACUCUCUCUGCCCCUUUCUAACUCUCUACUCAUCCUUGCAGUAUACGCUUCCUCCAGCUUUGUUCGACAUUGAUCACGACUGAAGCUCGCCUUUACAAGCGCAGAUCAGCAUCCAAUCGCAGCUUACCACAUCAUCUCAACAUUUUGUUGCGCCCCGUUUGGCUGUCGUGUGCUCCCCCUCCACCCUACGGACCGCCCGGAAUGACAGAACGACCACCGCCGCUUAAGCGCCGACGAGUGUCGAGCUCGGCUGAAGACAUGCAACAUAGCAUCGUCGACCCAGGCACAAUCAAGAUCAAUGUCAGCGGAGCCUACAUAAUCGACAACGGCGAGCCCGCACAAUCCCCGGCCAGUGAUAGCGGAGUCGAGGAACAAGGCUAUGAGCACGAUCGCCGCGAUAUCCGCCUACCAAACCAUACCUCUGUUGUCAGUCAUGUUGCCGCGGAUAUCGGUGGCUCGCUUGCCAAAGUCGUUUAUUUCUCCCGCGAGCCGGGCGCGAAAGAGCCGGGAGGUCGACUACACUUUUUGCGCUUCGAGACGGAGAAGAUAGAUACGUGUAUUGGAUUCAUGCACGAGUUGCAGAAGAAGCAGAAGAGAGCCAAUGGCGGCAAGCAAGAGGAACUCUGUGUCAUGGCUACCGGUGGUGGUGCUUUCAAGUACUACGAUCGCAUAAAGGAGAGAUUGGGUGUCGAUGUCAUGAGAGAGGAUGAGAUGGAAUGUCUGAUCCAAGGGCUGGACUUCUUCAUCACAGAGAUCCCGAACGAGGUCUUUACGUACCACGACGAGGAUCAGGAUAACCUCAUACACUAUGCCGACACUCGCGCGGAUGUGUACCCAUACCUACUUGUCAACAUUGGCAGUGGUGUGAGUAUGAUCAAGGUCGAAGGACCCUCCAAGUUCCAACGUAUCGGCGGCACAUCACUCGGAGGUGGCACACUCUGGGGUCUCCUCUCCCUACUCACCGGAGCACGCACAUUCGACGACAUGCUAGCAAUGGCCGACGCCGGCGACAACUCCACAGUAGAUCUUCUAGUCGGCGACAUCUACGGCCAAGGCAUGGGCUACGACAAGAUUGGCCUCAGCGAAAGAACAAUCGCCAGUUCCUUUGGCAAAGUAUUCAAAAGAAAAAGAGAAGCAGAACAAAUCGCCGAGGACGGACAAUUACAACAUGAAGAUGGACCAGAAAGAUACGACUCCAAAACACCAGAAGGCGCUGCGCAACAACAAUCAGACCGCAAAUUCGACAUUGGCGAAGGCCGCAUGUUUGCACCACAAGACAUAUCCCGAAGUCUGCUCUACGCAGUCAGUAACAACAUCGGUCAAAUCGCCUACCUCCAAUCCGAAAAACACAAUCUCAAGCACAUAUACUUUGGCGGCAGUUUCAUCCGCGGCCACCGCCAAACAAUCCACACCCUAUCCUUCGCCAUCAAAUUCUGGAGUAAAGGAAAUAAGCAAGCAUACUUCCUCCGCCAUGAAGGUUAUCUAGGAGCUGUGGGAGCAUUCCUAAAACGACAACCUAGGAACUUUGGCCGUAGACCGAGUGUCCAUGAUGAAGAGUGAUGAUUUCCUCCUCUUUUUCUUACUUCGACCUUCAUAAAUCACAUAGACAUGAACUUGUUAUAGACCACUUUUUGUUUGGAAAAACAUAAGGAAAAAGGAUAAUUCACAUUUAGAUUCUUUUCGAUACAGAGAAAGUGCAGACUACAAACGGUCCUUUUGUUAAUCCCUCUUGUUUCCUAGUAACUUUCCUGACAAGGGCAAUACGCGGAUUCUUCUCUUUUCUCAAUUCUUCACCACCAGAAAUGCUCUUGCACAGACAACUCUAAAUUGACAUGAACAAGUCGUCAUCAAAGCAGAACAAUUGCUCCGGGAGGAAAAUUAAAAUGUAUCAAAGCUUCCUUGCCAUGAAAGCAUGCAGAAACCCCCCACACACGUGUACACAUCCCGCGAGCAAAAAA